This is a messenger RNA of Rotaria sordida, 1419 nucleotides long. The record is from the annotation of a GenBank genome assembly. Lineage: Eukaryota; Metazoa; Rotifera; Eurotatoria; Philodinida; Philodinidae.
AUGAAAUUCUCUCAAUUCUAUGAUGAAUGUUCGACUAUGGGUAAUGAAAUGUCAUGUGCAAAUUCAUCGUAUUUUUAUUGUAAUCAAUCUUUAAAAUGCAUUUCAUAUCAUCGUGUUGGCGAUGGAUUCAGAGAUUGUUAUUAUAAUGAAGAUGAAUUAUUUCCUACAUGUCACUUGAAUAUCUCAAAUCGAUUUAAUUGUACAUCAGAUUCAACUAAGUGCUUAUCGCCUGUAGCGAUUGAUGACGGAAAAGGUGAUUGUUCAAAAACAGAGGAUGAGAUAUCUAACUAUAUGGAUAAGAUCCGACAAUCAUUAGUAUUUCCAUCUAUAUGUUACUCUCGUCUAAAUGUACUUGGUGAUGAAACAAACUGUGAAUGGUGGCCAUGUCAUAAUGCAUACACCCAUUGUGAUGGAAGGUGGGAUUGUCUUAACGGUAUCGAUGAACUUAAUUGUCCAGAUACAGAUUGCUCAUGGAAUAAUUUUCAAUGUAAAAACUCUACGUUGAAUUUAACUUAUUGUUUACCAUUAGUUCACAUGUUCCAUAAGCGAAGAGAUAAUUGUACGAUUGACAAAUAUAUUCGACAACUUUAUUUCUACAAUGGAACAAAUGACAUUGACAGAUCUUACUAUUCGUUUAACCAAUCUAAAUGUAUAACUGAAGACAACAUUUGUAAUCAUCAUUCAGAAAGAGCAUAUAUACAACAAGAAGAUGUAUGCCUUAAGAAGCAAAUGUUUGGCAUAAUAGUCUUGGAUAAUAAUAAAAUCCACAAAGUCGAUAAUAAUAGUAAUGAUAGAUACUUAUGUGAACUUCAAAGUAAAAUCAUCCCAAUACAUCGUACUAAUGAUCGUUUUUUAACUCCUUUGCGACUUGGCUAUUUUCCGUCAACAACAUCUACAAGUUCUGUUCAAAGAUUUUUUGACAAAUAUGAACAAAAAAAUGAUAUACCUAAGAUAGACAAUGCACUUGUUGAAUAUUGUCAUUAUGGUGUUCUCACUCUAUUCAAAGGUGUUAAUCAAACAAAAACAUGUCUCUGUCCACCGAAUUAUUUUGGUUCACAAUGUCAAUGGCAGAAUCAACGUAUUAGUUUGACUUUACAAUUUAAAACACAAGUUAUUAUUUCUCCUCCUUUUAUUUUUCAAUUUAUCAUUAUGCUAAUUGAUGAACAAGGAAAUAUUGUAUCAAAUCAUGAACAAAUAAUAUAUAUACCAGCUCAGGAAUGUAAAACAAAGUUUAAUGUCUAUUUACUCUAUCCACAUCGUCCUAAACAUUCAUCAAUAAAUUAUUCAAUUCGUAUUGAUCUGUUUGAUAAAUCAACAUUAGAGUAUUGGACAAGUUGGUAUAUAUCAAUUCCAUUUCAAUUUCUUCCUGUUAAUCGUAUAUCAACUCAGUUAAUCAUUCCUGAAGUAAAAAAAACUGAA